Molecule: messenger RNA, 984 nt
Organism: Schistocerca gregaria
Lineage: Eukaryota; Metazoa; Arthropoda; Insecta; Orthoptera; Acrididae
Exons: 4
Coding region: 1-984 (327 amino acids)
Biological process (GO): sensory perception of smell; detection of chemical stimulus involved in sensory perception of smell
Cellular component (GO): plasma membrane
Molecular function (GO): odorant binding; olfactory receptor activity
Source: RefSeq, a predicted model, not a curated record
AUGCAGAGCAAGGCGCUGGCGGUGGGCGCUGGCCUGUGCCCCAGCUUCGCGGGCCUCCACAGGCUGGGGCUGUGGACCUCUGAGCCGGCCGGCCCUCCAGCUGGUGGUGACGUGUGGCGCGGGGCGGCGGCGUGGCUGCACGCCGGGCUGCUCACCGUGGCGCACCUCGUGCUGCCCGUCACUCUCGCCGGCAACUUUCUCAACUGCCACUUCGACAGUCUCGAUCUGUUCGCCACCAAUGUCUUUCUCUUCUCUGGCAUGGGAGGUGUGUCGUUAAAGGCGCUGCUGUUCGCGCUGGACAAGAGGCGCUUCGACCGCCUGCUGGUGCGGCUGCAGCAGACCCAGAUGCUGUUCGUGGACAACGCGGGCGCGAGGGAGCGCUGCCGCAAGAUCGCCACCAGGCUGUACAACACGCACCAUAGCGUGUCGCGGUUCGCGGUGCUGGUGUGGGUGACGGUGCCGGCAGCGUCGGGGCUGCUGAGCGGCGACGCGGCCGCCGCCUGGGAGCUGCCGAUGCCGCUGUGCGUGCCCGGCGCCGACGUCUCGCUGUCCCCGCACUACGAGCUGCUCUACGUCGUGCAGGCCUCGUGCCUGUUCGUCGCGGCUGAGGGGAUGGUCCUGCUGGACGCCUCGCUCCUGACGCUCAUGCUCAACAUCGCUGCCGAGCUGGAGGUUCUCAACGACAACCUCGUCUCCAUAAAACGCACCGAACGGCCGAAGGACGAAAAAUGCUAUCAGUCAAAUGAUCGCCAUCCGUACUCGAAUGACAAACGUCUCAACAGUAAUUCCAGUUCCGCGGACGACACGUACGUUCAGUUAGUGGAUAACAUAAAACACCACCAGCAUAUCAUAAGUCCGCGCCCGCCGCGAACAGAGCCCGCGACGCGGGACGGGCCUCAGAUAGCUGCCACAACUGCAGAUGGAGGACUAGGCGGGCGCGGACGUCCGGCGGAGCACCAGGAAGUGACAACACCUCAGGAGUAG